ACAGAUAGUCGUGAAGCCGUCUGCCGUGUGGACGAUCGUGCGACGUUGCUCCGCUCGCGUUCAUACGUUUCGUUCGUCGUAAACCGUUGUCGAUUUUGUGUGUCGCUCGGAAAACAGUGGUUGAUGCGCCUGUCCUUGAGAAGAGAAACGAGAGAUGCCGCCGUGCUCAUCUCGACAGUUGGCGCGCAUUCCUCGAACGCGAUGACGGCCACGCCGGACCACGAGCGAACCCGAUCUGGAAGUCGUGACUCAGAUCCUUUUACUUUUCUUCGUAUAUACCUCGUGCCCGGUCGACCACUUCGAGUCCUUUCUAUGCAGGCAAUCGCGUUCGACAUUCCCGUGCACAGAACAAAACGCAGUUCUCAUUUGGGGUCUGUUCUUUUAUCGCGCGAUUCAUUUUGAAACGCACGGUGAGUCUCUCGGUGGUCGUACAUAUACGUGUCAACCGAUGGUAUUCCGUACAUUCUCGGAACCGUUUCGCCCGUCUCUGACAAUGUACGUCUUAUACAUCGCGUUGUGCGAACUGUCGUGACGUGCUGGUCGUACAUAGGAUACUCGUGUACCGUUGUCGAUUAUCGUCGAUCGAGAGAGAACGAAUGCGCGAAGGAAACGCUACACCGGCGAUUAAAAGGUGCCAACAGAGAAGCGUGUCGCAAAUAUCUGUCCGUAAUCUUCAAAUUUGUGAAUCGACCGUGUAAUGAUCGGUUGUAUGUCAGAGAUUCCACGAGUCGGGCGCCGAAGGACAAGAGUCACCGGCGACGAUAAUCGAGCGAAAACAUUGGUCGAUAGUAAAAACACUGUUCACAGUUCAACGCUUGGCAUUAUCUCUGUCCGUGUACGCAACGAGGGUGACCGCUGUAUUUGUUUUUCUCGAUACACGUGCUCCUGCGAGCGGCGCGAUACGUCGCUCCAUCUAUAUUUAGUGGCAUCGUUCGGAGCGAGAAAUUCGUGAGCCCUCGAUCGCAGUACGCGUUUUCUCGGUCCUUCGAAAUCUCUCUCUCCCUCUCUCUCUCUCCCUCCCUUACCACUCUCCUCCCUCCCACCCACUCUCUCUCUCUCUCUCCUUCUCUUUCUAACGAGUAGGGUGUGAAGACGGAAACAUAAGGUGAAUUUCAGUGAACUCCCUCGGACCAAUGCCGCGAUGGUGAGAAACGUAUGGUGUAUUCGCGUAAACUUUUCUCGCGGAACUGGUGGAAUGGUGAACGUGUGACGUCUUUAACGAUUCGAUGCGACUUAAAGGCGCGCCCUAAUUACGUAACUUUUGUUUCGAACCGAUCGACGGAUCUAUUCGUACGACUAAUAUGAAUCGAUUUUACGGAACGGUCGUCGAGUUACAGUAAAUCAAAGCGAAGGGAAGAAACUGUGAAUCGUGACAUGUGAACUAGUCGCAUCCGGAGACAUGUUGAACGCAGAGAACACCGAGGGUUCGCCGAAACGAAGGUCGACCUUCUACGUAUCUUUGGAUACCGAUGCCCGACAACCCUCGAAGAUUCCAAAAACGAUCACCACCGAGUCCGACAAAUUCGUCAGCAACACCUUUCCCAUAAGUAACUCGAAAACGGUGCCAAACGUCAUUUUAACCCGUACUUUGAGCAACAAGGAUGAUUCCUUGUCACAUUCAAAACGUACGGAGGAGUCAUUCCCCGAGUCCAGAGGUAAAGUGCAGUCAUUGACGAAGAUAUUUGAGACCCCAAAGGGAGAGCAAGUGACAAAUAGCUCCGAACAGAGAAAGAAGGUGGAAAGGACCAGGUCGUUCAAAACCAUCGAGAGAUUUCACAGUCGAUUCACCGGUCGAAAAGAUACGAACAGAAAGGACAGCCGUUUAAAUAAUACCAUAGCGUGCUUCGAAGUGGAAGACGAGGACUCGAGGAAGAAACCGGAUGCGGAUAAGCGGACGAACUCGAAGAAUCAGGAUUCGAAGUCGAACGGUGCUGGUAAAAUUAGUACGGAGACGAGAACCAAGCAGAAUGGCAGUACGACGUUCACCAAUUUGUUGAUACGUAGAACACACAGCACGAAAUUAGCCAGGAGUACGAGUACGUUGGUGAAGGCGACUGGCAGGCACGCAUCGGUAGACAAUCCGUGUAGCGUCGUGACGCCAGCCAGGGGAGAGAAUCACCGGUCGAACACCGAGAAAUCGAAGGAAGACGAGGCGCCGGACGAUUCUGUCGCGGAUAACGACGAGGGUACCGAGUCGUCCGUGUUCGAGGACGCCGACGCGGACGCUGGGAUACAUUCAGACACGUCCUACGAGAAGGCCUGCCGAAGGGGUAGCGCUCCGGCCACCCCUGUCCUCGGAGCUCGACCCUUGGACGUCACCCCCAACAGAAUCGUGAACUUCUUCUCCAAGAGGUCGUUCCGCUCGAAUCCGCUGAAGAGGACGAAAAGCGUGACAAAGCUCGAGCGACAGAAGCAACGCGGUGCCGGACUUCGGGGUUGCCGUUCACACGAGUCCCUGCUCUGCGGACAGGCGGUGACCUCGAUGGACCUCGCGGCCGUGACACCGCUGCAUCCAAGCCUGCUUGGCAGACCUCACUGCUUCCAGGUCACACCCAGCACCGGUGGGCCGAAAUAUUUCAGUUGCAGGACCGCUCACGAACGGGACCAGUGGUUACACAGCUUGAGGAAAUCCGUUCAACCUGACGCGGAGCAGACACGACGAACGGAUAAUUCCUUGCAGAUCUGGUUGCUCGAGGCGAAAGGCGUGCCAGCGAAGAAACGAUACUUCUGCGAGGUCUGCCUGGACAGUACUUUGUACGCGAGAACCACCGCGAAACUGAAGGCCGACCUUUGCUUCUGGGGCGAGCACUUCGAUUUCCAUCAUUUGCCUUCCGUCAAUACCAUACAAGUGAACCUCUACAGGGAAGCUGACAGAAAGAAGAAAAGGGACAAGAACGUUUUAAUCGGUUCCGUGAGUAUACCGGUGCACAACGUCACGUCUCGUUAUCUAACAGAGAAAUGGUACACCGUCGUUGGUGAUAAAGGUCCUUUGAAGGAGCCUCCAGCUUUGAGGGUGAAAUGUCGUUUCCAAUCUGUGGACAUACUGCCGGUUCAAAUAUACCAAGAGUUCCUGGAGUAUUUGAAGACAGAUUAUGCGUCCUUGUGCGAGAAAUUGGAGCCAGUGAUCGGUGUCAAAGCGAAAGAGGACAUCGCCACGGCUUUAGUAGCCGUCAUGCAGCGCGAAAAGAAAGCGCCUCAAUUUCUCGCCGACUUGGUGAUGAUGGAUAUACACAGAAUAGACGACGAGAGGCUCACGUUUCGAGGAAAUUCUUUAGCCACGAAGGCGAUGGAGGCCUACCUGAAGUUGACGGGUGACAGGUAUCUCCAGGAGACCUUGGGGGCUGUCGUAAGAGGAGCGGUGGAGGGUGGCGACUGCGAGGUGGAUCCACUGAAGGUCGCCUCGGUGGCAGCCCUUCACAAGCAGCAGCAGAAUCUACGGAACGCCGUGGAGCUCGCCUGGAGUAGGAUAUUGGCUAGCCACGCUCACUUUCCUCUCGAAUUACGCGAGUGCUUCCGUAUAUUCCGCGAACGCUUGGCUGACAUGGGCCGUGAGGACAUCGCCGACAAUCUGAUCUCUGCGUCUAUAUUCCUCAGAUUCCUCUGCCCAGCCAUUCUGAGCCCGUCCCUCUUCAACAUUACUCACGAAUAUCCAAAUGAAAAGGCAGCGAGGAAUCUCACUCUCGUGGCGAAAACGCUUCAAACUCUGGCAAACUUCACGAGAUUCCAAGGAAAAGAAAACUUCAUGGAAUUCAUGAACGAUCUCCUGGAGCGAGAAGCUCCAUCCAUGAAGAACUUUCUUCAAUUAAUCAGUAGCCCUUUGCCAAAGGAUGCUCCGGCCAAUAACUCGUUGGAAUUCGACGGGUAUAUCGACUUGGGCAAACAACUAUCUCUGCUGCAUGCGCUUUUACGCGAAAGUUUGGUCACGAUAUCUUCGUUUUCCUCGUCACUGCCUCCAUCGAGACUACCAGAGAUCCUCGAGAGGAUCUCUAUAGCUUUAGAUCAGUCGGGUCCAAAUCCAGUGCCCGUUUCUCACCGCUAUCCAAAUUUACAAAACAACAUCUUCCGCUAUAACGAUCCCACGAUAGCAAACAGCAAUACCAACUUGUCUGUAUCAGCAACGUCGACAUUGAGCAAUCACAGUACGCUAAAUGGAACAAUCAGAGAUAGCAACGAAGUGUUGCAAUCGAACACACUAAGCCACAACAGUUCUCGCAGCCCUAACGUAACCAGAGCAGCCACUCUGCCGCGUAAUGCAUACAUGCCGACCAAUGGAAAGCUGCAGCUACAAAUUACUACGGACGAUUAUCCGUUGGAGUCGCCAGCUUUUGUGUCACGUUCGCCCACACCCAUAGUAAGACAACACAGACCGUUAGGGUCGAGUAGGGCGGGCGCGGGAUACAGACUGACCGCUAGUGCGAGUCUGGCGAACGUGAAUCAUUGCCAGACACAUCCCGCCAGUCCUACGAGAUCAGAGAGUCACAGCAAUCUGAAGGAUUCCAACUACAACAUCACUACGUCGCAGAUCAACCAAUCGAAUAACUGCACAAUUAUGUCCCAGCAACAACAGCAGCAGAACCACAGACACAACAUAGCGCGGUUGCAAAACCUAGACAUCCAUGACAGAGAAGAUAAUUAUAACCAUAAUAAUUACAACGUCUCGAGAUCAACCAGUAGGAACCACUGUAACAAGGAGGAUAACGUGAACCAGAUGCAGCACCAAAAUUAUAACAACGUGUCGAAAACUACGGUAAACGCAAACGUCGUAGUGAAUCCUUCGUCGAAUCUCACUCUAUCGAUCAACCAUCAACCAAACAACAAUUACACCAAUAGCAAGAACAACACGACUGCCAACGGUAAUUUGGACGAGCUGUCCGAUCUAUUGAGGUACGCCGACGACGAAGUGUCGGAAUCAAAAUCACAAAAGGGUUCGCAAAUAUCGAUCUCUCAGUUGAGCAACGUUGCUUCGUCCGGUUACCAAAGCUUCGCUGCUUACAGUCAGAGCUCCAGUCCCGUGGAUCUCAGCAGCAACAAUGCAAACGCACAUAUACUCAAUGCAGCCCCGCUGGCUUUCGCCAAUCCUGUUUACCACAUGGAAUCGAAUCACGGAAGAAACGGCAGGAGAGGCAGCAGUAGUUCCGAGGAAAGGGAUGGAAACGGAGGAGUGGAGGGUGUGAGAGGCGUUGAUCUCAGCCCGUCGCCUCCGCCACAGAAUAACGUGAGGAAUCUACAAAGAAAUAAUCAGAACCAGUGGAGACAGGCCAACCAGACGCACAGAAAUAACUCGGAACAAAACCAGGGUGUCUGUUGCACGAAGUUAAGAAGGAGACUAUCGCUAGAUUCUACGCGAGACCUCUCUGAUACCAGCGAAGAGGAGAGCUGCACAACGAGGAGGAGCAAAUCUCGCAGUCAUCGAAGCAUCGAUCAGUACGAAGUGGAAAUCGAGAGGUUGCAGAGUAGCGUAGAUCGACUGAGGGCCCGGUUAGGCACAACCGAGGAUACCGAUAUAGACGGCGUUGCACCGGAUACCAAGAUGAAGAGCAUCAUUUCCAGGUUAAUCUCCGUGGAGGAGGAGCUACGGCGCGAACAACAGAAGAUGUCGGCUGCGUUGUCGUACAAGCAGCGCGUGAUCGACGCGCAAGAGCAACAAAUAGCUGCUUUGGACGCCGCGAAUUCGCGUCUAAUGACGUCAAACACAAAACUGUUGUCCGCAUUGAGCACCCUGAAGCAACGAUACAAGUCGAGCCAGUCGAGCAACGAGGCGGCUGCGUUACUCCAAAACAUCGCUGACAUUGGCGAGCUGAAGAGCUCGUCCUGUUAAGAGAAAGAGAUAGAAAAGGGAGCAACCGCAUGGACACCGUUGGUGGGCGUCGGCGUGAGGACCAGCCAGACACCCGGUGAACCGCCGUGAAACACGUACAAUCACCAGACAAAGCAGAAAACGCGAAGAUUAUUUUAUCUCUCGCGUUUGACGAAUGCUUCUGGAUGAGGAGUCUCGAGGAUGACUCGAUCGAUACGAUUGCUCGCGUGUAAAUGUUCUAGUACGUAUUCUAAAGAGGAAAUCUCAACGAGGAGCAAGCGACUACUCCGAGUCUGACUUUCUCUUUAGUUCGUUCUAGUUUUUGGUGUUUCCUCGUUUAGUAGCGCAACAUCAAAAGGAAAUACCGUAUUACUGUGGGAAGUUCCACGAGGAUACUCUUGCUAGGUUUGACGAAGCUACGCAAGCGGAGAAAGAGCGCAAAUUGAAAGAAGAGAGAGAGAGAGAGAGAGAGAGAGAGAGAGCGAGAGAGCGAAAGAGUGAAAGGCGUGCGAAAAUAGAGGCUACCUAGUAAGUAGGCAAAUGAUUUAAGUAGAUAAUUUACGUCGAAUUUAAUGUGACACAUAGCAUUUAGGAUUAUUUGUAUCGAAUCUGGUCGCGAAUCACGCGAUACCCCGUAGUUCUCGUUUGACAGAAGUCGAUGGACCCUUAGCUUUGUAUCGCCACGUUUUAACAUUAGAUUGCUUUACGCAAACCUGUCCCAAGCGACUUUUCUUCGUUAGAAUUGAACGAACUGGAAAGUCGAUGGCCUUUGAGUUUAAGGAACACGCUGGAUUUCCUGGUUGGCGAACAGCAACGAGGUCGAUCGACUUGUUUGGCGGUAGAUGAAAACGAAAGACAAAUGUACACGACGUUUAUCUCUUCUUUCGUUUCAUUUCCCUUCUGUAUUUUCUGAAUUCUGUUAUUCGUUCUGCAUCGUGUAUACGUACCUUGACACCCGCACAGCCGCAUCCACCGUAAACGCCAGCAUGAUUUACGAAGAAUUGUACCGUGGAAUUAACUCCAAGUUACGUUGAAAGAUUUGCAAAUGUAUUUUAUGUCUUAAUCAUCGAAGAAACGAUUCUGACGAAUAUGAGUUCUAAAGUUGCUUGAUUUUGAAAUAUAGUCAAUUUCUCAGGUUUGAAAUAUUGUUUUACAAUAUAAUCGAAUGCCAAUGAGAUGAAAAUUGAAAGAAAUUAAUGGUUCGCUAACAAAAAUACCUUUAAAUGUAUCACUAGCCCCGAUAUACACGAUUAGUUUUUGUGAAUGGAACUUUGGAGAAACGUAACAUGACAUACUAGGUGACUUGCGACGUGUAUGUACUUACUAUAUUUCGAAGUUUCUUCUUUUAUGAAAAAUGUGUCCAAAUUGACGAUUUCUAUAUAUAUAUAUAUACGUACAUAUAUAUAUAUUUCUAACAAGUCUUACAUUUUCAUAGAAUAUGAUAAUAAAUUGACUUUCUCAGAUAUGUGUUCAUAAUAUUUUUGGACAUGUAUAUUCAAAAUGGUUUCCAUUCGCAUCGCAUAAAUUAAUAUACAGUGUGUUGGCUAAUUAUUUACAAUAAUUCUAUAGUUGAGUCAGUAGUCGUAUGCACGUAAUGACUAUAUGGCUACUAGAAGUUUUGUGAUUUCCAAAUAUUCUAAAUAUUAUGAAAUAGGAAAAAAAGGAAAGAGGAAAAACUUUCUAUAUUACGGAAAUUUAUACUGCGGGAUCGAUAUAGGCAGAUUGUUGUCGAUAUAAAUGUAUGUAACGCGAUAAAUAGAAAUACGUAACAAAUUUUAGACAGUUAAUACUUGGUACUAGUACUUGGUUCAUUUAUACCGAUUCGACACGUUGGACCUGUGUAGUGUCUUUAUACACUAGUAAUAUUGUUUUCGUAAAUAAGUUGACCCUUCAUAGUUCCACGCAUCUGGCUAGUCUACAUAUCUAUAUGUCGACAUUUUUAAACUUUUAUUUGCCGAUCAUUCUGCUGUUAUAUCCUAUUAAACAAUCUAUCGAUAACGAUUAUCAGCUUUUAAGCCUCGCGUCAAAUUAAACGCUCUUAUCAACUAUAACUCCUUUCUCUUACGAACAAAUAAUUUGACAAAACAUAUAAAGUAUAACGAAACAAAUGAUUCGGCAACCUACGUAUAUUCGUCGGAAUUUGUUCCCAAAUUUUUAAGCUCAGAAUAUGCCUGCAAAUCGAAUAACGAAAGAGUAAACGUAUAUUGUAUUAUUAACGACGUUUGACACGCCAACAUGUAACAUCCUCAAGCACACCGAAUCGUACUUCAGGACCGUAUAUAUGUGCGCAUAUUUCUCUAGUUUACCUGCUCGUGUGUCGCGUUCGAGCAGCAAAACGGACGCACGACGUUUUUCUGUUCGUGCGCGAUGCAUAACGUUUUUUAUUAAAGACUUCUCUUCCGUCGAACGAUGAAGAGAAGGAUGAAACAGAUAAGAAAAGAAAAAGAAAAGAGAAAGAACAUGUUAUUCGAGCUGUUGAAUUUUUCACUAUUCCGUGGAAGCUUUUUGUUUGAGCGUUCGAUUCGAAUAUCGAUUCUUACUGUAAGCGACAAUAUAAUUUAUUUAGUAGUUUCUACCAAAGAUGAAGAAGUUUUUAUUGUAAAAAGCAUCGAGAUUUGCGUGUAAGAUAUUUUCUGUUUUCGUCACUAAGCGUUGCUCGAGCUAACGCUGGUCGAUCGCCGAUCAGAUAAAAAAAGUGCCGGCUGCACGAUGUAUAAAAAGAGUCCUCUUCCUUGAGAAGAUCGUGAUUCGAAAAGAGAACAGUCGUGCACCAAUAUCUCUUAGUCGCGCGAACAUUUUGUUAUAUUCUAUAUUUUUCUUUGUCUGUGUUUAUUUUCUUUUAAGAUCGAUUAUACACAGCAAUGCGUCAUGCAUAACAAAUUAGGUACACUAUCGAUGACAGUCUCGUUUGUUCGCGAUCAUUAGCAAUCAUGUAUUAUUGUUUUACAUCACACAACAAGUAUAUUAUCAUCGUAGCCAUUGUAUAGCGAAAUGCACGCGUGCUAGAUCGAAAGAUUUCGAGAGAGAAAGAGGCAGAGUAUGCGUGAAAAAAUCUAAAAAACGAAGAAAAUUUGAAUCUGUGUAUGCCUGUGUGUAUGAAGUAUAUGAGGAAAAGAUUACGAUUCAGUCUAAUCUCAUUUAAAAAAAAAGUAUUAUCUCGACAACUUGUAUCAUAGCUCAUUAUUCGUCCGUGAGAUCAUUUUAUUUUCUCGCUUUUUGCCAAUUAUUUUUGUAUAGAGAUAUCUAUCUUUCCCCGUUUCUUUCGUUCCCACCAUCCAAUUUCAUCCACUUCUCGUACCUUACUGCCCUCCAUUUUUGUUUUGUACUUUCUUUAACCACGACCCUUUUUACGGAGAGGUGAUUUUGCCGACGAUAUUUUCAAUCAUCGAGUGUUGACACCAUGAAAUUAAUAUAUUCAACGGUACACCCUUCCUCUUGUUAGACAAUGUAAUCGACAAACGAUAAAGUAAUCUAUUUAAAAGUGAUUUGAGUAGCGUGUACAUUGCUAAGUUUUUUGGUAUAUUCGUUUCUGUAAUACAUCAUCUGUAUUUAAGCGUAUAGCAUCUAUUAGUAACAGUACAUGAGCAAAUAAAUAUGAUUAGGCAUA
This is a messenger RNA of Bombus impatiens (common eastern bumble bee), 9404 nucleotides long. It is a transcript of the gene raskol, whose product is annotated as probable Ras GTPase-activating protein. NCBI's taxonomy places the organism in Eukaryota, Metazoa, Arthropoda, Insecta, Hymenoptera, Apidae. The record is from RefSeq and is a predicted model, not a curated record. The transcript has 10 exons. Gene Ontology annotation, biological process: regulation of GTPase activity. The coding region runs from base 1400 to 5818 and encodes 1472 amino acids.